AUGGCUGCUUCUUACUCUGUCCCUUCAAUGAUAAUGGAGGAAGAAGGAAGAUUUGAAGCAGAAGUAGCAGAGGUGCAAGCAUGGUGGAAGUCAGAGAGGUUCAACCUAACCCGGAGACCAUACUCAGCAAGAGAUGUUGUGGCUUUACGAGGAAACCUUAAGCAAGGUUAUGGCUCGGAUGAGAUGGCCAAGAAGCUGUGGAGGACUCUCAAGACUCACCAAGCCAAUGGCACUGCCUCUAGGACUUUUGGUUCACUUGACCCUGUCCAAGUAGCCAUGAUGGCUAAGCACUUGGACAGCAUUUAUGUUUCUGGUUGGCAGUGCUCCUCAACGCACACCAGUACCAAUGAACCAGGUCCUGACCUUGCUGAUUACCCCUAUGACACAGUCCCUAACAAAGUAGAACAUCUGUUCUUUGCACAACAAUAUCAUGACAGGAAGCAAAGAGAGGCAAGAAUGAGUAUGAACCGCGAGGAGAGGGCUAGGACCCCAUAUGUUGAUUACUUGAAGCCAAUCAUAGCUGAUGGGGAUACUGGUUUUGGUGGCACCACAGCAACUGUUAAGCUUUGCAAGCUCUUUGUGGAGCGUGGCGCUGCCGGUGUCCAUAUUGAGGACCAGUCCUCUGUGACCAAAAAAUGUGGUCAUAUGGCUGGUAAGGUGCUUGUUGCUAUUAGUGAGCACAUUAAUAGGCUUGUAGCUGCAAGGCUGCAAUUUGAUGUUAUGGGGGUGGAGACAGUGUUGGUAGCUAGAACUGAUGCAGAAGCAGCUACUUUGAUCCAAACCAAUGUGGAUGCUAGAGAUCACCAGUUCAUUUUGGGUGUGACUAAUCCAAAUCUGAGAGGGAAAAAUUUGGCCAAUCUUUUGUCAGAAGCAAUGGCUGCUGGUAAAAUUGGAGCUGAACUUCAAGCCGUCGAGGACAAUUGGCUCGCAAUGGCACAACUCAAGACAUUCUCUGAAUGUGUUGUGGAUGCAAUCAAGAGUAUGAAUAUUGGAGAGCAUGAUAAGAGAAGGAGAUUGAACGAAUGGAUGAACCAUUCUAGCUACGACAAGUGCCUGUCCCAUGAACAAGGCCGAGAGAUUGCUGAAAGAUUGGGUCUUAACAAUAUUUUCUGGGACUGGGACUUGCCUAGGACCAGAGAAGGGUUCUAUAGGUUUAGAGGGUCCGUCGAUGCUGCCAUUGUUCGUGGCAGGGCUUUUUCACCGCAUGCUGAUCUUAUUUGGAUGGAGAGUGCAAGCCCAGAUUUGGCUGAGUGCACAAAAUUUGCAGAAGGUGUAAAAUCGGUGCACCCUGAGAUCAUGUUGGCCUAUAAUCUUUCCCCAUCUUUCAACUGGGAUGCGUCCGGUAUGAAUGAUGAACAAAUGAGGGAUUUCAUUCCUAGGAUCGCUAAGUUAGGGUAUUGCUGGCAGUUCAUAACACUGGCAGGUUUCCAUGCGGAUGCGCUGGUCACUGAUACUUUUGCAAGAGAUUAUGCUGAGAGGGGAAUGUUGGCCUAUGUAGAGAGGAUCCAGAGAGAGGAGAGGAGAAAUGGAGUUGACACUCUUGCACAUCAGAAAUGGUCUGGUGCAAAUUACUACGAUCGGUAUCUGAAGACCGUCCAGGGAGGCAUUUCUUCCACUGCUGCCAUGGGCAAAGGAGUGACUGAGGAGCAAUUCAAAGAGACAUGGUCUAGGCGAGGAGCCACAGACAUGGGUGGUGCAGGAACUGCAAUGGUUGCUAAGUCAAAGAUGUAA
Messenger RNA from Dovyalis caffra, 1731 nucleotides. NCBI's taxonomy places the organism in Eukaryota, Viridiplantae, Streptophyta, Magnoliopsida, Malpighiales, Salicaceae. The record is from the annotation of a GenBank genome assembly.